AGCCAGUAUCUCACCGACACGUGGGCCCGAGUCGCACAACCCCACCCAGUCAUCGACUGUUCACACACCCACGCGCCCUCCCACGCUUCCGCACACUUCACCUACUCCCCCCACACAGUUCGCUGUUCGCUCCCGAGUUCACACUUCACAGUGGAGAGCCCCCCCCGACCUCGAGCCGAGCCGAGCCGAGCUGAGCUUCCCCACAUUCCUCUGCCACCGAAGCCCAAACCCUAAACCCUCGGGCCCGAAAUGCUGGCGCCGGCGCCCGCGAUUGCGGCCGCGCUGCUGGCGAUCCUCGCGGCGGCGGCGGCGAAGACGACGAUCGAGCCGUGCUCGGGCGCGGACGCGUGCCCGGCGCUGCUGGGGUACACGCUGUACGCGGACAUGAAGGUCUCCGAGGUGGCCGCGCUCUUCGACGCCGACCCGGCGGCGGUGCUGGCCGCCAACGCGCUCGACUUCGCCUCCCCGGGCGCCGCCAACCGCAUCCUCCCCGCGGGGACGGCCCUCCGCGUGCCGACCCGCUGCGGCUGCGCCGACGGCGUCCGCAAGUCCGUCGCCGUCCGCUACGCCACACGCCCCUCGGACACGCUUGGCAACGUCGCCGACGUCGUCUUCGCGGGGCUCCCGUCCGCCGACCAGAUCCGCACCGCCAACGGCCUCGCCGCGGAGGACCCCGACGCGCCGCUCGCCCCCGGCCUGAAGCUCGUCAUCCCGCUCCCCUGCGUCUGCUUCAACUCCACCGACAACAACCUACCCGCUGUGUACCUCUCCUAUGUCGUCCGGGUCGGGGACACCGCUCAGUCCAUCGCCGCCAGCCACGCCACCACCGUCACGGAUAUCAGCAAUGUGAACGCCAUGGGGAGCCCCAUUGUCGCGCCCGGUGACAUCCUCGCCAUACCAUUGUCCGCUUGCGCAUCAGCAAUUCCUAGCUCUGCCUCAGACUACGGACUGCUUGUGGCAAAUGGGACCUAUGCACUAACUGCUGGUAACUGUGUGCAGUGCAGUUGUGGGCCAGAGAAUCUCAAUUUGUACUGCACGCCAGCGCCAGCUUCAUUAACAACAUCAUGUUCAAGUAUGCAAUGCCCCAAUAGCAGUCUAAUCCUUGGGAAUGUGACUGCACAACCCACCAGUGGUGGCUGCAGUGUCUCGUCUUGCAUUUAUGGUGGCUAUGUUAAUGGAACCAUCGCAACAUCGCUAUCCUCUGGUCUUCAACCCACAUGCCCAGGACCACAUCAAUUUCCUCCUCUCACGGCACUGCCAACUGCUGUAAACCAUGGGUCGUACUCUCCAGCACCUGCACCAGGACCUGGAGAGGCUGGCGGUGCCAUCCCUGGAGGAUCCAAUGUCUCUCCGGCAAAUGAGCCUGCUGGAAACACCGCACAAGCGCCCGUCAUGAAUCAGCCGGGCUGUAUCCUCCUCCUUUCCUUUCUUUGUAUGGUCUUGUCGUUGCGGAUGUGAUCAUGUGAAUUCCUCCUGUGCAGAGUAUUGUUGGCUGUAUUUGUAUUGAACCAGAGAGGCCUCAUUUGGGCCCGGUGGAACCUCAAUGAGAAAGAUUGCUGUAGCUUGUAGCUCCUUAUCUUCA
Setaria italica (foxtail millet) is the source of this 1582-nucleotide messenger RNA. RefSeq names its product lysM domain-containing GPI-anchored protein LYP6. Bases 250 to 1458 code for a protein of 402 amino acids. Lineage: Eukaryota; Viridiplantae; Streptophyta; Magnoliopsida; Poales; Poaceae. The transcript is spliced from 5 exons. The record is from RefSeq and is a predicted model, not a curated record.